UAGGGUUUUUGCAUAGAUGAGAAGUGUUAGAAAGUGAGGUUAAGGAACAAAGGCAUGUUGUGGACAGCAACAAAGCCAUUCAUCAAAUUCCAUUUUCAGAGACAGUGUCAUCUUACUCUUCCAUUUCUUAGAAUGGCAAACCCAACAUCAACAACUCAGAGGGUUUCUGCUUCCUUCUCCUCUCCUUCUGGCUCCCCUGUUCACGCUCCUCUGAAGCGCGUGGGCACUCACAAUGGAAGCUUCCACUGCGAUGAAGCACUUGGCUGCUUCAUGAUUCGCCUCACUCACAGAUUCUCCAACGCCGAAAUCGUUCGCACCCGAGACCCCCAGGUGUUGGAGGGUCUUGAUGCUGUUCUUGAUGUUGGGGGAGUGUAUGACCCCACCCAAGAUCGGUAUGAUCACCAUCAAAAAGGAUUUGAAGAGGUUUUUGGGCAUGGUUUCUCCACUAAAUUGAGUAGUGCAGGCCUUGUUUAUAAGCAUUUUGGGAAGGAGAUUAUAGCCAAGGAACUUAAGGCAGAUGAAGAGCACCAAGAUGUGCAUAACAUAUAUUUGGCUGUUUACAGGAGCUUCAUGGAGGCAAUUGAUGCUAUAGACAAUGGAAUCAAUCAGUAUGACACAGACCAGCCUCCAAAAUAUGUGAAUAAUACUCAUUUAUCCUCAAGAGUAGGACGGUUAAAUUUGGAUUGGACAGAUCCUGAUCAGUCACCUGAGAAAGAAAAUGAGGCCUUUCAACGUGCCAUGGCUCUUGCUGGCAGUGAGUUUCUGGAUAGUGUUCGAUUUCAUGUUAAUUCAUGGUUACCAGCAAGGUCAAUUGUAAUGGAUACCCUUGCGGCUAGACAGACUGUUGAUCCUAGUGGAGAAAUUGUAGUUUUGAAUAAAUUCUGUCCUUGGAAGCUUCACUUAUUUGAGCUUGAGGGGGAGAUGAAAAUUGACCCUCCAAUCAAAUAUGCUCUGUAUCAGGAUGAGAGAAGCAAACAGUGGCGCGUGCAGGCAGUUGCAGUAUCUCCUGAUAGGUUUGAGAGCCGAAAGCCUCUACCCUCGCAGUGGCGAGGUUUAAGGGAUGAUGAACUGUCAAAGGAGGCUGGCAUUCCUGGUUGUGUUUUUGUGCAUUCCAGUGGAUUUAUUGGUGGAAACCAAAAUUUUGAUGGUGCCUUGGCCAUGGCAAGAGCUGCUUUGAAAAUGUAGGCAAAAAGGGUCACAGUGAAUCAAGUGCUAUCAUCCAUUAAUUUUGCAUGAUCUUUCAGAAUACAUUUUACUGAUUGCAUUGAUGACUCAAGAAGGGGAUUGGGAACAGUAGCUGAAAGAUAGUUCUAUAUUGAAUUAUUAACUUCUUUACUGAUGUGGUUCUACCUUACCCAAAUUUCUUUCAAUUUCAACCGUGUAUGUAUACUUCAGGCAUUCUGGAUACUGCUGUGUUGAUCAUUGUCAUUGAUUUUGUUGUUAAAAGUAUUGUGCCUACAGCACAUGAAUUUCUUGUGUC
Molecule: messenger RNA, 1480 nt
Organism: Gastrolobium bilobum
Lineage: Eukaryota; Viridiplantae; Streptophyta; Magnoliopsida; Fabales; Fabaceae
Exons: 7
Coding region: 55-1185 (376 amino acids)
Cellular component (GO): nucleus; cytoplasm
Source: RefSeq, a predicted model, not a curated record